AUGAUCGGCCUCACUAUUCUCACAUCUGACUCUAGCAGCUACCCCCCCUCCCCCUCCAACUCCUCCACCCCGACUUCCCUUUCCCUCCCCUUCCCUACGCUAUCCGAUGACCUCAAGAAGCUGAUCAUCUACAUGGCCGACCUCCCCACCUUACUUUCCCUCAUCCGCGUCUCACACGCCUCCAACAACACCGCAACCCCCUACAUCUGGCGGACCCUGAACCUCUUCGUCCAAUCGGAGCUCGGUCGGCGUCGGUAUCCGCACCGUAAUGAGAUCUGGGGGACGCUUUCCAUCCGAGACCGUACUCGGGACCCUGCCUACGUCAAUCUCAUCCGGGCAAAGUGCGUCGGCAUCGUGGAUGCGGCAAGCACGGAACGGUGGAAGAUGGUCCGGUCCAUCCUCCUCAUCCCCAUGCCAGGCGCGCUGCAGACAAUCGUAUAUAUCCUAGAGAGGUGCCCGGAGACUCUCGAGUCGCUGGAGCCCUUCAUACCCAGGCGCUGGGGAAUGCGCUUCGCUCUACACCCAGAGUGGCUGGAGAUCCACCUCCGCGCGUGCAGUCUCGACCUCCACUUUCCGGCUCUCACCCACGUCCGCAUCGGAAAAGGUACCGUCCACCAGGCCGGCUUCCUGCGCUUUCUCUUUGCCAUCGCACCCAACAUCAUACAUCUCGACGCCGAACUCCACAACUUUGAUGAUCCGGAGGAGGUUGAGCUGAUGAGCAAGAGAAAGCGAAUGGGAUCCGUCCCAGGAGGCAGCUCUCAACACAUCCUCGACCUCGUCCGCCAGUCCUCCGACCUCAACCAACACUCGUUCGGUUACGAGUAUUAUGUCGGGCUGAUUGAUCUUCACGCGUGCCUCCCUGCUCUGGAAGAGCUAUAUCUCGACAGCUGGACGGGAGGUAGCCUGCGCCAGAACCACUGCGAAUACCUCGACCCAUCAUCCAGCGCAAUCCCUUCCACCCUCUCUACUCUCCUCAGGAACUACCCUAAGCUCCGCCUCAUCCACUAUCUCUCGCGGGAGCACAUCGACUCUCUCUUCCGUGCCGACAUGUCUUCGUCGUUCGACUAUCGCACGUACACUGGCGGUCUCGCCGCUAUACACGCUCGAUCUUACGUCCACGGCGGGGACGGGCGCGAGCUGCUCCGUGCCCAGAUCAUGGAGCAGGACAUCGACGAUCCCACUCUAUCAUGGCACGAUGAUGAGACCGGAGUGCUGGAUAUGACUCAGAAGCGGAUCUUGUCCACCGGGACGAGCUUUGACGAUGUCCCGUACAAGGCUCAGCGGGUUGGCGAGCCGGUCAGGCGGGGCUAUGUCGAAUUUGAGGGAGAGGUGGUCCCGCUGGCGGUACUGAGGGAGAUGUUGGAUUUGGAGAGGCGGGAAGGGAUUGAUGAGGUGGGGCGAGGGAAGGCGAUCGGUGCGAAGGGGUGGGCGGUUUUGAUGGCAUGGCAGGCGGGGCUGGCGGUGUGA
Dioszegia hungarica is the source of this 1467-nucleotide messenger RNA. RefSeq lists its product as uncharacterized. The transcript is spliced from 5 exons. The record is from RefSeq and is a predicted model, not a curated record. The coding region runs from base 1 to 1467 and encodes 488 amino acids. Lineage: Eukaryota; Fungi; Basidiomycota; Tremellomycetes; Tremellales; Bulleribasidiaceae.